GUGUUCGUGUGGAGGGACAAGGACCCGCUGAGGAAGAGGCUAGUGGUGGCGUUCCGAGGCACUGAGUUUGAUCUCCAGAAGUUCAAGAUUUCGUGGAUGGAUGUUCUGACCGACUUUAGGCUUUGGGAGAACCCGUUCGACUCAGAUCUAACGGAAGAGGACAACAAGGCAGGUGUUAAGGUGCACCGUGGCUUUCUGAACAGCUACAAGUCCGUGACGCCGCGCCUCAUUCCGCUGCUCAAAGCAAUCCUCUCCUCCUCCAACGAAAAGUAUCACAUCAUGGUCACGGGGCACAGCCUGGGGGCCGCUCUCUCCACGAUCUUCACAUAUGACCUGGCCCAGUCCGACUUCAAGAAGCAGAACGGUUUCACCCUCUCUCUCUACAACUUCGGCUCUCCCCGUGUGGGCAACCGUAACUUUGCUGCUCGCUUCUACCAGGUGGUGGGAGACAGCUGGCGCAUUGCCAACGAUUUGGACGUAGUGACGCGCGUGCCUUAUGCGUUGGUGCCGUUCUUUCCUCACCUUUCAUACAAGCACGUGGCCUCGGGGGUUGAGUUUCGCCCCGACUCGCAGAAGUUAGACAAGGAUGAGCUUCUGAAGAAGCGCAUCAAUAACAUCGAAUCAAGCGAGAAGUUCCUGCUUCCAUUCUUUGACGGUGCCAGCACCCGCAUGCACGAGCAGCAGGCUUAUUUCCUCUCUCUGCUCAAG
Messenger RNA from Closterium sp. NIES-65, 708 nucleotides. The record is from the annotation of a GenBank genome assembly. Lineage: Eukaryota; Viridiplantae; Streptophyta; Zygnematophyceae; Desmidiales; Closteriaceae.